Molecule: messenger RNA, 1826 nt
Organism: Linum trigynum
Lineage: Eukaryota; Viridiplantae; Streptophyta; Magnoliopsida; Malpighiales; Linaceae
Source: the annotation of a GenBank genome assembly
CUCUAACCCAGCCGAGUGAGUGAGUGAGAGAGCUUCUUUCACUCACCCAAAAGAAAACAAAAACAAAAAAUGGCGUCCAUAUUCCUCCUCCUAAUCCUCCUCUCCCUCCCUGCCCUCUUCCUCUUCCUCCUCCUCAACCGCCGCAGCCAGCCCAAGUACCGCCUCCCGCCGGGCCCAAAACCCUUGCCCAUCAUCGGCAACCUCCACAUGCUCGACACCUCCCAGCCCCAGCGCCAGUUCUACGACCUCGCCAAGCAGUACGGCCCCCUCAUCUCCCUCCGCCUAGGCUUCGUCCAGGGCCUCGUCGUCUCCUCCGCCAAGAUGGCCAAGGAAGUCAUGAAGUACCACGACCUCGAGUUCUGCAGCCGCCCCAACCUCCUCGGCCAGCGCAAGCUCUCCUACGACGGCUUCGAUGUCGUCUUCGCCCCCUACAACGACUACUGGCGCGAGAUGCGCAAGAUCUGCACCCUCCACCUCUUCAACUUCCGCCGCGUCCAGACCUUUCGCCCUGUUAGGGAGGAAGAAGUGACGCGGCUCAUGAAAAAGGUGACGGGCAACGUGGAGAGCGGGAAGCCGGUGGAUAUAAACGACAUGAUGAUGUCGCUGACGAUCUCGAUCAUCUGCCGGGUAUCCCUGGGGAAGAAGUACGACGACGACGCCAAGGAGAGGCAGCACUUCAUAAACAUGCUGAUGGAGUCGCAGGCCAUGUUCGGCAACUUCUUCUACGGCGACUACUUCCCCGGGAUGCGGUGGUUGGACAAGCUCAACGGCAUGGUGGACAGGCUGGACAGGAACUUCAGGGACCUCGACACCUUCUACCAGGAAGUCAUCGACCAGCACCGCGACCCGAACCGGCCCAAACCCGAGACAGAAGACAUCAUCGACGUCCUCCUCAGGAUCAAGGAAGGGAGGGAGUCCUCCAUUGACCUCAAUUGGGACCACAUCAAGGGCGUUCUCAUGAACGUGUUCAUCGCGGGGACGGAGACAAGUGCGGCGACGGUGAUAUGGGCCAUGAGCUUCCUCAUCACCAACCCACCAGCACUGAAACGGGCCCAGGAGGAAAUCCGCGCCCAUGUAGGAAACAAGGGGUUCGUCGACGAGGACGACGUGCAGGAGCUCGCUUACCUGAAGGCAAUCGUGAAGGAGACAUUCCGGCUGCAGCCGGCGGUGCCGCUGCUGGUCCCGAGGGAGACGGUGCAGGACUCUCACAUCGGCGGCUACGACAUCCCAGCGAAGACCGUGGUGUUCGUCAACGCGUGGGCCAUCGGGCGGGACCCGGAGGCGUGGGACCGGCCCCACGAUUUCUACCCGGAGAGGUUUCUGGGCAGCGACGUGGACUUCAAGGGGAUGGACUAUGAGCUCGUCCCGUUCGGGGCGGGUCGACGGGGCUGCCCCGGGAUCCACAUGGGCGUUGCCACGGUGGACCUCGCGCUGGCCAAUCUGCUGUACGGGUUCGACUGGGAGCUGCCAGCUGGCACGAAGAGGGAGGACGUGGACUUUGACGUCCUGCCCGGGAUUACCAUGCACAAGAAGAAUCACCUGUGGCUCGUCCCCAAGAUUCCGGCUGCUUAAGGGGGUUCAUUACGUGCAGACGUGGCAAUAUAUAGUUAAAACGUUGUCGUUUGGUAGGAUGGUCAAGACUCGAAAUGACAAUCCUUGUUCUUGUUGUUGGUCUAUUUAUUAUAUGUUUAAGGUUUACUGUUUUUAUUUCAAAAGGUUAAGGUUUAUUGUUGUCUUUUUCUGUUUCUCCCCCUCUUGAAUACAAGGCAAUCAUGGAUACAUAGUCUCCAUUUGCUUUUUGGUUUCAAUAAGAGAUGGGGUCAUGU